AUGGCGGCAUCUCGCUUUUCUUUACUAUCAUUUAUUGUUUACACCAUGCUUUCACAUUUUCUAUUAGUCUUCUGCUGUGUAUUUUCAGUUAAUGCAUUCACUCCUGUCACUCUAGAAGGAUGUGAAAUAACAAAAGGUUGCAUGAAGCCGCCAAUCUGUACUGAUGAACGGUGCUCUUUUAUGGCAACCUGGAUGAUUGUCGAUGUCGGCGGUAAUCUAUAUGUUGAAAUUGAAUUAAUGGGUGAUGUGAAAUCUCAGGGUGGCUAUGUUUCACUCGCGUUCUCAGAUGAUGAUGAAAUCGGAAACGAUGGUGUUGUUGGGUGCUACCAUGAGCCGACUUCCUCCAUUGUUGUUAUUAAAGCAGCAUACAAUGGGCACAAAUCUGACGAUCAAAGCGUCUUUUAUAGCAGCGAUGACCCCUCUAUGACUUCCCAUGCACUAGUAUCUCGUGUUCUAACCCACAAAUGUUGUGGUACUGCUUACCUUAGGUUCAACGUUGAACCACAACGUUUUGGGGUUGGCACACAUGACUCCUCUGGAUAUCCCAUUCUAAGAAACAUCUGGGCUCUUUUUUCCAGUUCAUCUCUCCAGAACUCUUAA
Protopolystoma xenopodis is the source of this 600-nucleotide messenger RNA. Lineage: Eukaryota; Metazoa; Platyhelminthes; Monogenea; Polystomatidea; Polystomatidae. The record is from the annotation of a GenBank genome assembly.